This is a messenger RNA of Corticium candelabrum, 823 nucleotides long. Its product is annotated as myogenic factor 5-like. NCBI's taxonomy places the organism in Eukaryota, Metazoa, Porifera, Homoscleromorpha, Homosclerophorida, Plakinidae. Gene Ontology annotation, molecular function: DNA-binding transcription factor activity, RNA polymerase II-specific; E-box binding; protein dimerization activity. The transcript has 2 exons. The record is from RefSeq and is a predicted model, not a curated record. Gene Ontology annotation, biological process: axon development; sensory organ development; positive regulation of transcription by RNA polymerase II. Gene Ontology annotation, cellular component: nucleus. The coding region runs from base 63 to 509 and encodes 148 amino acids.
UCGUCUGCCCAGUCUGCGCAUGUACACUGAACGGAUUGCGAAUUUCGACUGUUUUUUGCGUUAUGAAUGAAAACGGUGUCGAAGCGUCGGCAUUGUCACUGAAAUCGCCCUUCGCCGCUGACUAUCUAGAUCCCUACCAGGUUUCGUCCGCGUCAGGCGUCACUUCUACGCAAUCGAGCGACUGGAAAAUGGAGCGAAAGCGUCGUCGACGCGAAGAGGCGACUCUGCGCGAGCGAAAGCGCAUGCAUGUGCUCAAUGCGGCAUUCGAGCAACUGCAGGCUGCCCUGCCAUUCGUCCCAGAAGGCUCCCGCAUGCCCAAAAUGACCAUCAUGGAGUCGGCUCUCAAUUACAUUCAGGAUCUAAUGGAGAUGAUUGAAGACUACGACGCUGAGAAGAACGAAACGAAGAGAAACGUUGAUAAAGCUACUGCAACUGAUGAUGAUGGGGUUUGUCCUCCCGGUGAGGCCUACUGUCAGUGUCCUUGCCACAAUCGCAAGUACAUCUACUGAAAUUGGCAGUGGAAUUUGUUGGUACUAAGAUCGAUGAUCUAGCUGGUUGUAACCCAUGCGUGUUUGGGUGGCACGCCAGCAGUGUGACUUUGACUGGGGUGACACAACCCAACUAACGGAUGAAGAAAAUUACCAAUUACCCUUCUUGAUUGCUCCAUGGAAAGAAUAUCCUACUUCUAAACUUUAAUUGCUCUUCUAUUCUGUGGUAUGUGAGAUGUAUUGAUGAAUACACGUGUAAAUCUAUGGUAGUUGGGCUAUGGUGCUGUAGAUGUCCAGUAUCUCAUAUACAGAUUAAUUAAGUUAACUGGUGAGGA